AUGUCUGCUCCUGCGACGGCCCCUGCCCCUGCGGAAGCUGCUGGCGGAGGCGGCGCCGGCGCCGCAGGGGACAAGCAGCGCUCUUCCACCGCCGCCGCCGCCGCCCCGCUCAACGUGGAAGGCAUCGACCUGCUGGAGAAAUGCGGCGUGUGCCGGGAGAGGCUGCGCUCCGAGCGGGACCCGCGCCUCCUGCCUUGCCUCCACACCGUCUGCAAGGAGUGCAUGAAGGUCGAGCCCGCCGCCGCCGCCGCCGCAGCAGCAGCCGGCGGCAACAACAAGGAUGGCCAAGGUGAGGUUGGCGGGGAAGAAGCGGGCGGCGGGUGAGAAGGAGCCCCUCCUGGCAGGGGUUGAGGCGGAGGAAGCUUGCGACGGAAUGGGAGGCGGGUGCAAAAGAUGUUGGCUUCCUAUCCCAUCCCCUUUAUCGUGGUCUUUAUGGGGGGGGCUUUGGUGUGGGAGGGAACGUCCUUGUUUUAUCCUCGUGCUCGCUAGGUCGAGAUAUAUAUAUAUAUAUAUUGCAAGAAGUGGCCUUGGGAGAGUGCGCGCGCGGGGGGGGGCGCGUCAGGCGUGCUGGUAUAAAUGGGAGUAAAAAAAUGGAGGAGACGUGGGGAAAAAAGGUGCAUGAGAGGAAUACCUAGUUUUGUACACGUUCCCCGCUCAAUUAAAAAAAAAAUAGCAUAUUUUGGGGUGGGGGUCGUGAGCAGGAGGCGGCGAGGGGGAGUGGAGGAAGGGACGUUGUGGAGAAGGAGGAGGAUGCGUGUAUGGCGGCGGCGGAGGUGCAGCGAGGGAGGCGUGGCCACGUGCAUUCCGACGAGGGGGGCAGCGACGCGUAUCGCGAGAAGUGCAGCUGCUGGUCUUUUUUUUUUGAGGUGGGGGGAAGCGACGGGUCCUUAUCUCUCCCCUCCUCGCCAUUCCCGCCUUUUCCAGGCCCGCCCUGGUUGCGUUGAGCAUUCCCAUAAGGAAUUUCUGCCUCUUUAUCCUCAAGGAUUUGUGGGAGGGAGAGGAAUGGAAUUGUAACAGAUGUUGGAAGCGUAACUUUUUGUUUUAUGCAUACAGUACUUAAGGUGCCUCGUUACAAGGGGGAAAGCUUGCGUGCUGUGGAGCGGACAUUAAUUCCCUGAGUUGAAUAUGGGGUACGCCCACAAAAAAACAGCAUGUGAGACUUCAGUCAAAGUUGGUGAGAGAACAUCUAGGAAAGCAUGCAUAGGAGGAGUACACUGCAAUGGGUUCAGAAACAUCUCUAAAUGGGUUAAUUAAAAGCAUGUUUGCUGUUGAUGUCCCUAAGAAGAGUGUUUGCACUCCAAAAGCUUGCUACUCAACACUGUCGAGCCAGUACUGUAUGGUCAUUGUUCUAGAACGGAAUUCAUGUGAUAAUUGUUUCUUCCACAUUAGUGAAAGUAAACUGAAGUUACAUGCUAUGUGCUUUUUCUUGACCCAUGCUUAUAUUCCCAGUUCUUGAUAGUAUCUGCAUACCCCAAGUAUAUUUAGGUCAUUUCCCUCUAGCACUAAAUGAAGGUGGCCAGGUAUUGGUCAUGGCUUCUCAGUUCUAAGCAGUCUUAAAUGAAGUUGAUUAUUUUGAUCCUUUCAGUUUAGUUUCAGGCCUGGAUAUUGGAUUGGAAACAGCCUCAGUCACCUGGGAGGAGAAGGGGUGUUAGCUGUUAGUUUUCCUGGACAUAUUCAUACCACAGACUGGGGUAUCCUUCCUGGUCAUUUGUCUGAAUUAGGCUUUGAAUUAGAAUUUGAACUAAACAUUCAGAGGAAGGUUGCCAAAUCAUAAAUGUAGAGAAGAAAACUUUAAAUAAACCAUAGGCUCGCCUCCCCCCCCACAGUCUUUUGCACCAAAUGAAGUUUUAUAUCAAAUUCAAAUCUUAAAGUCCUUGCAGUUGUUUCCGUUCCAGAGUUUGUGAUCUCACUUCUUCUAGCACGUGCCUGUACUUCAGUCCAAUUAAACACUAAUUAACAGGAGAACCUCUGCUUCAUAACGGCGGUUUUGGAGGUUUUUUUGCAGACGAAGUGCUUUUGCACUCAGCUGCUUGGUCUGUCAGGCAGCCUAUGCAUUCUACUCCUACCUACUCCCACUUCUUCUGGCACAAAGAGGGGGGCUUCUGGGAGAGAUCGGGGUUUCUUUGAAUUGCCUUGUAAUGUGGACAAGAUGAUGUAGGAAUUUGUGGUGAAAUAAGCCUAAAAUGUGCCCCAGUACCUUCCUUCAGGGAUCCUACUGCUUGUGAAGAUGUGUGUUUCUUGAUUCCACCGGAGUUCCACCUGCGAGCUGAACAAGCAAAUUAAGAUACAGUAAUGUUAAAGUUUAUUAAGUUAUGAUUACUACAUACAAAAGAAUAAGCAAUAUAUGCAAAGUUACUGGUUUUUAUAUGUAAUGAACUUUUAGGACAGGUGAUUUCCGAUAGCGUCUUGGCCCAAAUCCAGGUUCACAUAUGGGUUCAGUUCUUUGUCUUCAUCUGCCGAAAGCUCUGCCCAAUAAAUCUGUUCAGAUAUGAGAGUGCCUUUUCUUCGUUUUCUUAAAUCAAGUCUUCCUGUGGUGGUAACUUCUGCCCUAUUCAUUUCUUUGAAAAGAAAACAAUGUCUCUCCCCCUCCUUGGUUCUUUUUUCUUAGACAUUUGUCAGACUGCGAUGCUAAAAACCUCUUAUUUUUUUGCAUCAGCUCUUUAUUUAGUGGCUUGGCCUAAGCAUACUUUUAAGUAUGUGCCAAGGGGCGUCUAAGCUAUUUAUUUGAUUUCAAACUGCUUUUAGCUAUGAUUUUGCCUAGCCCUUAGAGUAACCCUCAGUUUAGCCAAAGUUUACCCAAAGUUUGAUCGGCCUUAUUAUGUGAGUAUGUACAUCUUAUUCUGGUGCUGGAAUAAGACAAAUAAUGGAACCUAUCUGCUUUGUUUUUUCGCCUUCUCCAGGAGAGAGGAGGAUUCCUCUGCCCAGAUGUCCUCUGGUGGGAACAUGGGAGUGGGCUGGAGCCUUGUCUGCUUACACAAGGGACGCACCCCCCCUUAAGCAAACAAACCUCCCUCUGAGAAAUCUCAGCCUUUCUUCCAAGUCCUCUGAUAGUUCUGAAGGAAAAAUGCAAAGACUUCUCUUACUCACAGAACACUUUGGAUAACUUGCUUUGCCUCUUUCUUAGAUCCCUCUCGCAAACAAGAGAAACCAGAGUGAGAGGUGAGAUCUUUCAGGACGCUUUGGUCAAGGAAAAGAAACAUCUAGAGGUUUCUGUCCUCCAAAACUCUCAGCAAACAAAGAUUUAUUAUUCUGGCACAUUUUUAUUCUGCCAUCCUAUCACUGGUGCACAGUGGCAGCCAGACAAGCUUUCUUAGUGGUGGCCCUCCCUGUUGUGCAUGCAAAUACACGUAAGCAACUUUAGGAUUUCAUUCCUUCAGGGCACAUCUUGGAGUAGAAAAGGAAGAACUCAGAUCCCCCAAAACCAUAAACAACGGUGCAGUAAUUUUGAUGCUGGGCUUAAUGGUCUUAAGGAGUCCUUCACUCAUUAGUCAAGUGUAUUACUUCAUUCACUCUAAAAUGUGGUAAGCUAGCUCAGAUGCAUUUGGGAGUAGGACCCACCUUCCGCCCCAGAGUCCUUUCCUGACAGCAAUGCUGAUCUGCAACAAAAAUUUUUUUAAAAAAAUAAUUUUUAAUAACAGGCCAAUCACAUCACAUUAUCCAAAUCACAUUAGUUCCAAAUUAUACAGCCAAAUUUAAAAUUUUGUUGGGGGUACCCAUACAUCAAGCUCCGCACGAGUCCAAAACUCCGAACGAGUCCAAACAUCACUUAUAUUACUGCAUUAAUUAGACAGUUCUAUCCAGUUCAAUCUAGAUGGUCCUUUAUUACUUUCUUUCUCUUCUUGUUGUUAUCGUAUAUUCCUUUCUUUGCGAUCUCUGAUAAUUUUCACAAGCAGAUUGAAAACAGGCAUCCUCUGUGUGGGUUUUGUACUCUUCAAAGAUCUUAGCGCGUGCUGGUUAGCUUCAGAUCUGACUUCACCGAAGGCUCGUGCCAAGUGUUCGGCACCCCCAUCUCUCGGAUCAGGGGGUGCAUUGUGAACACCGCUGGCAAGGCAGCGCCCCCCCGUCUCCGGGGGGGGGGGGAGGAAGACUGCAUACUUCCCAUAGCAGCCCCUUAAUUACCUCGAAUGGGUCAGAGAGAUGUUAUUGUCGGCCAUCUUCCAACGCGCCACCUGGUGGCCCCCGAUCCGCAACACAUUUUAAUACCUAAUAUACUUUUUUGGGAGGGGGCAGACUUUCAAAGCAGCAGCUGGAUACUCCUAGGAAACUAGGCAAUUGAAAAUUAUUUUAUCUUGAGUGCUCUUCUCUUUCUUGACUUGAAAUGCAGCUUAUCUAAAUGAAGAGUGGGGGGAGUUAAUUGAUUUCUGUCUUUUACUGAUUCACAAAAGGAAGGGUUUGAUCUGCCUUUGAUAUGAUCCUUCUGCCACCAGUGCAGCUUCAGUGAAGAUGGAACUGAAUUUAAUUCUUGAGUAGAAUGUUUGCCAAGUUGGCAUUGAAUUGUGAAAGCAGACACCACCAGUUACUCCCUCUGAUAAGAUUCUGCAGCAGUCUGGGAGCUAGACCUCUUUUCUUCUCUCCCACAUAGUUACACCCUCCCCCCGCCAAAAGAAACCAGCUAUUCAAUUGCAAUUGGUGAAAAGUGGUGGGGAAACCUUAGCAAAAGUUAGCAUUUUAACUGGUUUACCUUUGGUCUUUAUACAUUUGUGAUCUCUAUGCUAAUGUUUUGUCUCUCCACGUGUGUUUACAAACCUGGCAAACUGGGAUAGCAUUGCAUACAUCUAGUCCCUGAAAGCUUUUGGCAUAAUAACUUUGAUAGUCUUUCAAGUACUACAAGUCCUUAGUUUUCUUUUUGCUACAAGAGACUAAAACAGCUACUCCAAAAGCUAGAAUGGUAUCAGUUUCCUGCUGCUUAGUCAAAAGAAGACAAACAGCAAUUUUCAGCUUUGUUUAUGAGAGUAAUAACAGUGCUUUCUCUAAAUAGGGGCCUGUUUAUGUUGUGUGUUGUUAAAAUUUGUAUGUGGCACUGUUUUCUGAUGAAGGAGAGUAUAUUAGUACUGUUCUGUUUACUAUAGAAUUGGUAGUCCUUUUAAAGAUGGAGAAUUCUUAAUUUUGUAUCUAUCCAGGAUUCAAAUAGUUCAGAUGUCUUGUAUGGGAGCAUAACUUUACUGUUUGCUCCUAAAUACCAUGCUCAUGUUAACAGCUGUGUGCUUCAUUACCUAAAUGCUUUUUGGCUUGUAUUUGAAUCAGCUGUGACGGAAACCCUUUCAGCUUGCUUUGGGAGCUAUUGAAAAUUGGUUAUUUGGGGAAAUGGAGCCAGAGAACUUCCAAAUCCAAUGCUCCCCAUUGGGAAACGAUGCUUCUGAGUGUAGUUGGGAGCAUCAUUCCCACACUAGCAAGAUUUUUACCCUUCUGGUUAACACUCUUCCUGUAGGUUUCUCAUUCCUCUGGAACAGAUUUGUGGGGAAAUUGGCUGGGAAGGCCAGGCAGCUAUUGGAGAAACAGCUACAUUUUGAAUUGACCUGAAUUCAGAGGUGUCUAGUUCAAAAUAGGCUUUUCAAACUGGGGGGACUCAAUUUGUGCGCCCCCUGUCCCCAGUUUGAAGCUAAAGCUGCAACAAACAAGUCUGUAUAAGAAAGCCAAGGUUAGAGUGGUCUGUAAAAUAUUGUCACAGAAUCCCCUUUUUGCCAUCCUUUGGCCCAGAUGCAUGCUGGGUGCUUGCCUCUUCAUCCUCCAGGCCCAGGAAUGGGGAACCUGUAACCCUUCAUAUGUUGUUUGAUUCAUCUCUCAUUGGUCCUACUGUUUGGGGCUGAAGGGAAUUGAGAUCCUACAAAAUUUGGAGGGGCAUAAGUUUCCCAUUGUAGCUCUAGGAGGUAAGAGCUUCUUAAGAAAAGUCUGGACUAGGAGGUACCUUCCACUCUCCUGCCUCUCCUGGUCUCUUUUGCCUCCACAAUUUAUUGUUAUAGGGUCCAGGCUUAGUUGAAGGAGAAAACCAAAUUUUCCUUGCCUUGAAUCCAUUUUGUAGCUUAGUGUAUGUGCAUGAAUGUUAGCUAAAUACUUUCAGGAGAAGUAUGCUUGUAGACAGUAACUAUAUAGUAAUCAGAAUUCUGAUGAACUAGCAGAUUUUCUGAACUAGUCCCUAGAUGUUGUUGGACUACAGCUCCCACCAUUCCUAGCCAGCAGGACCAGUGGUCAAGGAUGAUGGGGAGUUGUAGUUAAGAACACCCGGGGACCCAAGGUCAAGAAAGGUGAGCUGGAGGAAUGCAAGUAAUCAGCAGGGUCGAAUGACUGCUAAUCUCAGAAGAAUGGAAUCUGUUGCAGAACAGUUAAGUUAAUGAAUGAGACAUUAAUUAAAAGUUAAUUAAUAAGAAUGCUGUCUUCUCAUACAAUGAGCAGUCGUGGAGACUCAUCAUGUGCGCUCAUCACAAUAAGGGUCUAGCUUCAUUUAAAGCCUGCAUCUGGCUUUCCUUUGGUGACCCCAGGCAAACGGAUUCCUAAUCCCCCCCCCCAAAAAAAAAAUCAUACUGUGAUUUUAGUUCUAAAUGGUUUUGUCUUCACAGAAAUGUCUGUUUCCCCAUGCUUAGAGAACAGCUAAUAAUUACAGAAAGGUUAUUUCUGCAUUGCUGCCAAUGUAGUAGGAUGGUUACAGCACUGGAGUGGGAAGACUUGGGCUCAAAUCUCUCUACCUGCCCAUGAAGAUGAUUGAGGGACCUUGAGAUGGAUAUUCUCUCCUACUAAUCUCUUCUACUAAAAUGAGGGGUUGGCACACACGUACAAUAGCAUGAGCUUCUUGGAGUAAGAUGGGAUAAAAAUGUAAUUUAAGUGAAGCUUUUAAAAGGUACUUUAAAAGGUCUAGGACAGAUAGGUUACAAACUUGGCUUUCAUUUCUCAGAAAUGGGGAGCAGCCAUUGCCUCUUCAUCCCAGAAUCCUUGGUGGAUAACCUGAUACGCUGAACACCUGGGAGGGAUUUGCUUAUCCUGCAAUCUUCAUCUUGGAAAUUAGCCUACAAGCUGACCUCAUGGCUACAAUAGACCGUUUAAUUUUUGUACCUUACACCCUUGUGCGAAUUAAUUGAAACAAAGUAUGUUUUCUAUCCUACUCGUAAUCCUGUACUCAAAACAAACACGAAAAGUCAGUUUGAUCAUUUUUUAUGUUUUAAUGAUGCAGUCAUUACGUCAGCAGCUACUGUAUUGCAUCAGGCUGUAGAAUUCUGUCCGACCACUGUAGUGUAUGAUGCAAUCAUUACGUAAGCAGCUACAGUAUUUCAGCUUUUAGAAACCUGACCAGAUGUGAUUUGACCGCUGUUCGAGAUGGAUGUGACACCUCGGAAACGUACAAAGAUCAUAACUCUGCACGAACACACAGCUAAGACGUAUCGAGAGAUUGCUUCAGUAGUUGGUGUGAGUUUAGCAACUGUCAGCCGUGUCAUCAAGUUGAAGCAGGAAACCGGAUCGGUUUCUCCUAAAGGUAAAGGAAAGUGUGGUCGUAAGAAGAAAACAACUCCUAGAGAUGAUGCUUGCUUGCUUCGACAAAGCAAAAAGGAUCCCCGCAAGACGAGUGAUGCAUUGAAUACGGAUUUGAAGGAGAAAGGAAUUCAAAUCAGUUCCUCUACAGUUCGCAGGCGCCUUAUUGCGGUCAAACAAAAAGCCGGAAGACCAGUCAAUAAACAGCUUUUUACCAAAAAAAUGAAAGAAAAGCGGUAUAAACGGGCAAAAAAGUACAAUGAAUGGAUGAAAGACCAGUGGAGAAAAGUCCUCUUCACCUGCGAAAGCCAUUUCUUUGUACAGGGUCGGCGAAGUCCGCAUGUUCGAAGGUCACAGGAAGCGAAGCUUCAUGAUUGCCACAUUGGACUGAGCCCCGUCACACAUCGAAAGUGGUGAAGAAAUUCACAACAGAGUAGCAAAUACAGGUGCUUGAUUGGCCAGGGAAUUCCCCGGAUGUAAAUCCUACUAAAUUCAUUGUUUGUUUCAAUUAAUUUGCACAAGGGUAUAUAUCACUUGUUUCUUCCCAGCUCCUGCUUUGUGUAAUAUCUUGCCAAAUGAAGAGUUCCAGACAACUCUAGCAUUCUGUAGUUUUGUGACAUUUUGUAAAGUACUGGUCAGCUGCAGUUUGUAAACAUUUCUGAACAUUCCCUAGUGUGAUAGUUCCAUGAAAACAGGAAACAAGUGCAUGGGGGGGGGGAUGGCUAGGCUAGAAAUUUGAGUACUAAUUUUUAUAUUUGCAGGCUUUUGGUGUUUUGUUUUGUUUUUGCACGAGGCAACAUUCAAAAGCAGUAUCCCUCACCUACAACCUGAAGUGAUAGUUUCUCUUCUGCCUCAUUCUGCAUGUUUCAGGCGCAGUAGAACAUGCUUUUGGGGUUUGUAGUAAAAGUACCCCAAGUGUUCAGGACCGCACAAGAUCACCAAGUCAACAUUUAACUUUCUAUUUACUCUUCAUACUGGAGAAAUGGAAAUAUUUGUAAAAUAUUUUAAUAUCUUAAGUGCUUUAAGAUCAACAAAGUUCUUGUGGCACCUUAAUGCCUUAAGAAUAGUUUAUUAUGACAUUAAGUUUUCAUGGAUUUCAGUUGACUUCAUCAGAUACAUGGAGCGUUAUCCACAGUUUCUGGUAUAUUCAUAUGGUUUGGAGUGGAAUUAUAACUGGUGAGUUUAGAGGGGCAUUAAAUGCAGAAAUUCACAAAACACUCUUUCAAAUUAUAUGUAUAAAGCAGGAUGUUUCGGACACAUGGUGAAAUGGACUGUAAUCCAUGAAUGCUUGUGCCACUAUUAGUUCAUUAAUCUUUAAGCUUCCAAAAGGUGGUUCUUUCAUUUUGUUGCAACAGUAUGGCACAGCUAUCCCCCAAGGAAAAUGCUUUUAGGAAAGGAGUGCGGAACUUGGAGACUUCCAAAUGUUAUAUGGCUACAACUCCAUCCCUGACUAUUUGCUGAGGUUUACUGUGAGCUGCAGUUGUCCAUUGGCUCCAUUUAGCAUCAGGAGAAUGUUUAGUGGUGGUGGUCCAGAGAUGACUGUGUAGUUCUGCAACAUCUUGUUGGGUAACAAGUUAUGUAGAACUCUCUUCAAAAAUGAAACAAGACUCUUGUGUAUGUGCCUUUGUUCCCUGAGCUUUCUCUGUUUCUAAAGGAAAUGCCAAGGUUUUCAUGUGGGGGAGUUUCCUUAUCACCCAGCCAUUCUUUCUCCCUGUAGCUUAAGGGCAAGUUUGUGUUCCUUUAAGUAUGUGAAGAUUGAUGAUCUCCCACCUCAACCCCAUGAGUUUCCUGAGAAGUGGAGAGAAAGGAGAUAAGGGCUUUCCAUUAAGGAUUGCUGACGCCUUGCUUUGUAAAGCAAAUGAAGACAAGAUGGAGGAUUUAGCUGAAGAUGAGGAUAUCUUUAGCCAGGGCUCCCAUUUAGCUGGAGUAAAUGAUGUGCACAAAAGACUUGGAAAUGGUCUUCACUAGCAAAACACAGAAUCAGUUAAGUUGAAAAGCAGCCUAGAAGAGGUGUUUCCUUCUAGCAAAAAUAAAAACCAAACCAAACCAAACCCCUUCUACUCAAUUAGAGAGGGCAAUUUGACAAAACCCUGUGUCUUUAUAAAUGCUUGUGCUUUAGAGAAUUUAUUUGGUUCUUUUUCAAUUUGUGGUAUAUGGAUGGUUAUAACCAGCCAUAGCAAAACAGAAGUACCAACCUUCUUAUUUGGCAGGGUUUUGUGUACAAGACAGGGAAAAGGGGGUAAUCUACCAGUGGUGGACUAAAAUUGUAUUUUAGCACACGCCUUCUUAAAUAGCUUAUUUUUUGUGGGGUGGUUGUGGUGUUGAACAUACCAUUUGAACAAAAUAUUUUUUUUGUCCUGCACUAGCUAAUUGACUUACGUGCUAUUUGAACACAUGGUAGCACCACACAGAAUUAUAGUCCUGCUGUUGUCCCUUUGUGCAUUUUCUGCUCUUUUUUCUCUCUUUUUUGGGCUUGCCCUCAAACUAAAAUAGAGGGCUGCUUUGUCUACAUUUCAGUAAAUUAGUCCUUACUGCUUAAGAGCCUGAACUAACUUUCCUAUUGCCGACUUCUAAGAAUAUAAAAUAAAAGUGUAAGAUUCGCUCAGCUCAGGAAUACUUCCUGUGUUCCACAUAUUCAGAAAGAGGAAUUGAAGCUCAAUGUAAAUACAGCCUUCUUGUUAUCUCAGUGGAAGAAUGAUGUCAUGCUUGGCCCAGGGCCAUUGUUUCAAAGCACUGUUUUUUGGUCUUGUAGUCUAGCCUUUAGAAAUAACAGUGAAACAAAAUUCAUUGAGAGUACAGACUUGCAUUUUUUUUUAAAUAAUUGAAAUGGAAAGAUCCAUCUCUGCUUACUAUAUCCAUCAGCUGCCAUGUACCAUCAUUUGUCCCCUUGAGGCUUUUGAACCCGACUACUCUUUUAGGAAGACCAGGAGGACAGUCUACCCUGGUGGGCAAUGGCAUCUUCUGGGCCUUUGUGACCCUGGCUGCUGUGAUGGGAAGUGACCAGCCAGCAGAUUGCAGCUAGGCCCCAGAUGGCCCACUGUAUCCAGUAUAAGUCAUACUCUGAGGAAGCUUAUUGAAAUGAAUAGAAAUAGCAAGCUUAGGUCUGGGCUGAGUGGGUUUUAGAUACAAUCCUGUAAGUUCAGUCUCAAGGCUAUGUUACAGCUACUUUUAGAAAGGUUAGAUCUAAAGCCUGUUUUUAAAGCUUUGAACAGCAUGUUUCCAUCAAAGCUGGUUGUUAUAAAAACCUUGUAAACAUUUAAGAAUUUGUAGCCUGGCCUUGCUUGUCCUCUUCCCUUUCCAAUACAGCUGUACCUUGGUUUUUGAACAACUUAGUUCUCAAACGUUUUGGCUCCCGAAUGUUGCAAACCUGGAAGUGAGUGUUCAAUCACUCUGGAAACCCACUCUGGCUGAAGAGUGGGUUAUAAAAUGCUAUAAAUUAUGUAUUUAAUCCUGAAGAUUCAGGAUGGGUUGGAGCACUAAAUUAAAACAGAUGUUUAACAGUGGUAGUCGGUAGGCCUUGUGAUGGUAGCGAAGGAGCCUGACCUUUUCCACUUUAGGCUGUAGUCCUGGGAGCAUCUCGGUGUGGAUCACAAAACAGGCCAGUGCAGAGAGGCCUACUUUUGAGUAGGCAUAGGCAGGAUUGUGCUGUGAGAUUUUGUGUUGCCAUGGUGGCUAGGAUCAUUUGCAACAUAGGAUGUGAGGGCGAUCUGGCUGCGACAUCUGUCACCCCAUUGAUCCGCCAGGGUUGAUUCGGCUGAUCUGGCUGGCUAGGCGGGUGUCCCCUUCCUCCCUCACCGCUCCAUGUGCGUCCCUCCCGAAGCUGCGCGCUCGGUGGAAGAGGACGACCAUCCCAGAUAGAAGGAGUGUACCGUUCUUCGGUCAAGGGUAUACGAUAGCUGCGCUCCCCUGCUAGAACCUCCAAACAAGCUCAAGGAUCAUUUGCAACAUAGCACAUUUAGGGCUGCUUUUGGUCCAUCUCCACUAGGGAUUGGUGCUCUUCUCCAUCUCAGAAGCUUUGCCUUUAGUUUUUCUCCCCCUUUCCCCUCCAUGUUUCCUCACCUCAGCUCUGUAGCCUCAUGAAUGCUUCCUCCCCUGUUCAUAUGGUGAUUGCACAAAUGCGCCUGCUGCUGAUCUUUUGGUUUGCAGCAAUAAAAUUGAUAAAUGAGGCUUCCUUUUGUUUCCUCUUGGUAGGCGGCACUCAAGUGUUAGAAACUCAGGUAUGUAAGCUAAUCACAAAACGACACUUUAAAGCUUGGGUACAGUUGCCACCACAGAAUGCCUAGGCACAUUUUUUUUUGGUGAAAUCUAUUAUGUAUUAAUGGGAUGUGGGUGGCACUGUGGUCUAAGCCACAGAGCCUAGGGCUUGCUGAUCAGAAAGUCGGCGGUUCAAAUCCUGCGACGGGGUGAGCUCUCGUUGCUCGUUCCCAGCUCCUGCCAAUCUAGCAGUUUGAAAGCACAUCAAAGUACAAGUAGAUAAAUAGGUACCGCUCUGGCGGGAAGGUAAACAGUGUUUCUGUGCGCUUAUUCUGGUUCGCCAGAAGCAGCUUAGUCAUGCUGGCCACAUGACCCGGAAGCUGUCUGCGGACAAAUGCCGGCUCCCUCUGCCAGUAAAGCAAGAUGAGCGCCGCAACCCCAGAGCCGUCUGUGACUGGACUUAAUGGUCAGGGGUCCCUUUACCUUUACCUUUUAUUACAUAUUAUUAUUCAUUUCAUUUCAAUACCACUUUAUAUUUUAAAGGAAAUAAAACCUCAAAGCUGUUUAUAACACAUUAAAACAUCAAAUGAAACAAUCUAGGAUGAAAUGAAUUCAGGCUUCAAAGAAAAUAUUUUGGAUCCUUCGCCUAGUUGUAUAUUGCUUUCCCCAUAUUUAUUUACCAUCUUAAUGUAUGUAGCUGCCCCAUAGCAGAAUUACUCCAGGAAGCCAUGUCAGUGUAGUGGUUAGAGUGUCGGACUCAGACCUGGGAGAUCAGGGUUCAAAUCUCCACUGAGUCAUAUAGCUCACUGGGUAAUCCUGGACAGGUCACAAUCUCUUAACUUACCUCAGAGUCGUUGUAGGGAUUAACUGAGAAGGGUGGGUGGGUGAACCAUAUACUCAAUGAAGAAAAAGGUGGGAUAUAAAUGCAGUGAAUAAGCUCUUCUGCAUACCUGCUUAAGAAAGCUGGAGAGGCCAGCCAGAUGGAGAUGUCAGUCGCCAACCUGGCAUCAAGAGAUCGCCACAUGUUCACAAUUGGAUCUGUGCCAUGGGUGUUGCCAAGGGGGGUGGGGGGGAGUUGCCCCCCUAAAUCAAUAAAACACAUAGCUAACUGAGGUUCUCCCCCCUUCUAACAAAAAAUGCUGGCUAACCCAUGACCCGUGCCAAUUGGAGAAUGUACUUGGCACCUGGCUACUUUCUAAGACCGUGGCGACCUCUGUUCUCGGGCCUGUCUCCUGAACAGAGGAGGGCAGCCUUCAGCGGGGUGGCAAGAGAACGUGGGUUGAGUGGCAAACAAUAGUCUGCAGGCAUCAUUUCUCUGCAGAACUGAAUUCAUUCUUGGAAUCGGAUGCUUCAAAGAUGCCCUGAGAAGUUACAGCUGAUGACUUGCAGGAGAAAGCUAUAUAUUUAUCCUCAAAAGUAUAUAGGGCUCCUUGAGAGAGUGCUCCCCUUCAUUAUUGCCAUACUUUUGCUUGGCGCCUCUGCCCCCUCCAAACAACAUGAGUUGCCCACUGUUUGCAUUGGACAGAUAACUCUGGGAAGUUGGCAUAUUGUAUGUUUCUAGAAUCUUUUUGGAGGUUUCAUUUAAACUGGUGGCUAUCGCCCAUAGUUGCAUCUCAUGUUAAUGCUAAGCUUUGCAGAACAAAGGUUUCUACAGUAGCUUUCCCUUAAAAGAGAAUUGUGUUCAAGUAAUAUCUGCUAUUAUAAAACAAAGGCUGUGCUUAUUGACGAUCUUGUCUGUGAUUGUGCUUGGAGAGUACUGAGGUGUAUGGUCAGAACUAGCCAAAAUAUUUUUUCUUUAAUAUACUAGCUUGCAUAUUAGUUGCUAGACUUUCUUGUUCCAACAGGAUUUCAGGAAUUGACAGCUUUUAAUCAAAGGGCUGGUGCUGUGCUGUUUUUAUUGUAAUUAUUUGUAUGCUUUAAGCAGAUUUUAUAGAGUGUUUGUAGUUUAAAUUCUAUCAAUAUUUUAUUGUUUUUUAAAUUACUGUUUUCCUAUGUUUUUAGUGGUUCUUUUUAUCUGUAAGCGGCUUUCAGUCUUGUCAGGGAGGAAAAACGCGGGGAAUAAUAAUAGUGUAUCUCGGUAUGAAAUAGUGUGGCUUAGCUGCCAAUUGUUGUCAUUCUGGCUGUUACUUGGUUUUGUAAAGAUGACAACAUUGUGAAUACUUCGAUGGUGAAAUAAGAUGUGGUAAAUAUACAAGUAUUUAUUGAUUCUAAAAUUUUUGCUUUAAUGUUGGAAUUGUGGUGUGAACUGCUCUGGAAAUAACAAAAAUCUACACAAAUAUGUUUCACAUUUUUAAAAAAUAAGUGCAAACUGGUGUACAGUGGUACCUUGGGUUACGAACUUAAUUCGUUCUGGAGGUCUGUUCUUAAUCCGAAACUGUUCUUAACCUGAGGCACGCUUUUGGUAAUGGGGCAUCCUGUUGCCGCCAGUGCGCGAUUUCCGUUCUCAUCCUGGGGCAAAGUUUGUAACCCGAGGUACUACUUCCAGGUUAGCAGAGUUUGUAACCCGAGGUGUUUGUAACCCGAGGUACCACUGUAGUUGGUUAUAGGUUGUGGGGGAAACGUGGAUUGUGAAAUGGGCAGCUUUGGAAUCUUGGGCUAGAUGGAUCCUUGCACACGUGUGAAAUACACGCACAGGGGAAAUGAAUGAAGGACUUGACUUGCUUAUUGUACUAAUAACUGGUUGCUUAUAAUUUGUAUAAUGUGGUCAGUGCUGUACACAAAACAUGACAGUCCCUGCCUACGAUAUUAGUCUAAAAGCAUGAGAUGAAAAGGAAAGUAGGAUAGAAGGGCACCAGUUUUUAAAGUUUCUGAGUCGUUAAUAUGACCAGCCAGAAUGGAAGCAGUUGACCUAAUCUUUACAUGUGAGCUGCUGGUGUGGCUCUUCCAUUUCAUCCUCUGUAACCAUUUGUAAAACAGGUGUAUUUGGUUAUAUCUUUCUGAUAUAGAGGGAAAUCAAGGCAGCAGGGAAUUUGGGGGGUGUGUGUGUGAGAGUGAGUGAGUGAGAGAGCGAGCACAAGUGAGUACCCCUCCCCCACUUUUCAGGUUGCAGUGAUGGCUGCUGACCUGGCAAGGCAGAUGAGUAAUGGGAGAACAGUUCAGAAGCAUUGACGUGCGUCUUAUCAUUGCUUCUCUCUUAUCUGCAAACCCACCUUAUCCUGAAAUGGCUGCACAAAUAUGGCUAACAGGCUAGAUAACGUAGAGGAGACUGGUUCUGCUAGGUGCUUCUGUGGGUCUUCCAUUUUUAUUUCUACAAGGCAGUUUACAAGCAUAUAUCCUUUUGUUUAAAAAAUGUAAAAAUCAUGAUAAGCAGUACAAACUGCUCCGCCCCCCCCCCCCGCAGAUAGGCUUAUAAGCAAUACAAAACGUAGAAUCUCCAAGGCAGAGACUUUUUCAUCCAGCUGGAAAAGGCUGUCGAAACGAAACAAAAAAAUGUCUUAAAUUGUUUCCAGAAAAUACAGAUAAGUGUGUUCCUGUGGGUUGUGCCUGAUGUUUCCGUUGUGCUUCUCUUUGCAGUGGUUGACUGCCCAGUGUGCAAGCACCAGUGUUACCUAAAGGACAUAGUGGAGAACUACUUCCUGCGGGAUGGUGCAACAGAGUCUUUUGGGGAUGCCAGAGAAGCUAACCAGGUAAUGGGGUCACUUCCCACUCCCCACAACACACAUCGUAUUCCAGUGUUUCUUUGCUCAGUCUUUGGAUGUUCCUUGGCUGUUUCUGCCUCUCCGAUUGGGGUGGUUGGAGGAAAAAGACUCUGUUGUUCUUAAUGGUUAAUUAACCAUGUUCCUUUUCCCAUCAGUGCUGCACCAGCUGUGAAGACAAUGCCCCGGCCACCAGCUACUGUGUGGAGUGCCAAGAGCCCCUGUGCGAGACUUGCGUGGAGGCUCACCAGAGAGUGAAGUACACUAAGGAACACACUGUCCGGUCCACAGGUAAGUUGGCGGCAUAGGGAGAAGGUCUUGUGGGCUGCAAAGGUUCACUGUCAUGGGUGUUUGGUGGAAACGCCUGUCAGGCUUCAGGGAAUCUGCUUCCUCCCUUCCUUGGCAGUAGAUAAGCAGGAAAAAGGAAAAGGAGUCUUCUUACCAGUUAGAAACUUUUAAUGAUCACAGUGAGAGAACAAAGAACUCAUUUCCUAUGAAUGGGGUGCUCCCAAUUAAGAGUUCCACCCCAUGACUCCCUAGUCACCCAUGUCACUACUGCAUCUUGUAACCUGAGCUCACACCCUCUGUGCUUUCCGUUCUGCCACCUUCUGGGCUCAUAUUGUUCUGGGCCUGAGCAGAGGAAUGCUUUCCAGAGACAGUGUAUCUGUUAACCCUCUCUCUCCCAGUUUUUCUUCUCCUAGCUGUUCCCCAUCCAGUAUUUCCCAGCUUCUCCCUUCUGAACUAUGUCCCUCUGCCAACCACUGUUCCAAAUCUAUACUGUCUUACUGCUCCUGGGAAGAUUCAGGAUCCUGAUCAGGAGCAGGGGGAGCCUCCCACCAUUCCUCCUCCGUGUGGCCCUCCUCAGCACGGUCCCCGACAACUUCCAAGGGAGUCGAGAGAAACAUUACUUGUCUGAAACUAGUGCUGCUGGCCCUGGCAUGGUCGGCGCAAAUGCCAUGGUUUUCUCUCUCCCACCCACAUAAUGCUGAAUCUUUUGAGGUGUGUGCCUUGCAAGGGUAAACAGGCUGUCCUCUGCUUCUUGCUAGGCUCUUCCAAAUCCCAGGAGAGAGAGAAGACAGUGUACUGCUCCGUCCACAAGCAUGAGCCACUGGUGCUGUUCUGCGACACUUGCGACACCCUCACCUGCCGGGACUGCCAGCUGAAUGUGCACAAGGAUCACCAGUAAGCAUUCCUGCUGGCUAUGUAGAAACAUACCUGUCAAUCUAGAAUGAUGCCUUCUGCUGCUGCUGCCUGAGACAAACUGUGGAGUUCAUCAGCCGACGCCACCCUUCUCCAACCCAGUGUCCUGCAGAUGUUUUGGACUGCCACUCAAAUAAGCCAUGUCUAUUUGGUGCACUGCCUGGGGCUGAUGGGGAGUUGGUAGCCCAGAAACAUCUGAGGAGCACAAGGUUAGGGAAGGCUGUCUUGGCUGUAAGAAUGCCAUUCCAUGCCCAUAUGUGGAAGUUCCAUCAAGAAAAAUUGGCUGUUCCUAUCUUGAGUUAGGCUUAUUUCUUCACCCGUUUCCUCCACCUGCUUCUGCUAAAUUAGUCUUGACAAUAAGUGGGGAAAGCCAGUGCCAUAUAGGUGUUGACCCCCUUCCAGCCUGAGAUUUUAAGAUGCAAUAGGUUUUGAUGGUUAAUCAGAAUAUAGAAACGUAUAAUUGCAGAGGGUCAUCCAGUCCAACCCUGUGCUAUGCAAGAAUCUCAGUAUGUUGUUUCACCACUACUAUACCCUGCCUUUCCUCCCGUAGGGAGCACAGAAGGAUUACUGUAAAAACAAGCAACAAUUCUAAAGCACUAAUAAAACAGCUGAAUGUUUUUCUUUUCUAUAAAUCCUUUUAAAUAAAUAAAAAUAAAAAUUGCAAGAGAAAAUGCGAGCACACCUUUUAUAAUAGCUUUUAGAAUCCCAGUACUGUCACCAAAUGAGGGCUGUACCCUUCUCUGCAGGUACCAGUUCUUGGAGGAUGCAGUUAAGAACCAACGCAAGAUGCUGGCCUCGUUGGUGAAGCGCCUGGGAGAUAAGCAUGCCAACCUCCAGAAGUCCACCAAGGAAGUGCGAACCUCGUAAGUGCCUAGUUUACAGAAGACCCAAUUCUUGGAUGACCACAGUUCGCAUCCAUUAAGCUUUCAGGGUCGUCAUGUGGUUUUGGGUCACAGGCUUUUCAAAGGAUUAUGGGAGAAAAAGCACUGGUAGCAGAAUUGUACAGAACUUAUUGGCUCUCUGGGGACCACAGCCUUAUGCUACCCCCUGCUUUAAAUCCACAGGAUCCGGCAGGUGGCAGAUGUGCAGAAGCGAGUGCAGGUGGAUGUGAAGAUGGCCAUCCUGCAAAUCAUGAAGGAGCUCAAUAAGCGGGGCAAGGUGCUGGUUAAUGAUGCACAGGUGAGAGACUGAAAUGACCGCUUCUGAUUGCGAAUGGGCAUGCCAUAGCGCGGUGGUUUUGGGGAAAGACGGGAGAGUUUGGGGUGGGGAAGAAAAUUGCAAAAGAAAACUUGAAUGCCACCAAUCAAAGUAAUCUUCACUUACUAGCUUACAGUCAUUUUUCAUCUAAUCAAGGAGGACCAACCAUGCUUUUAAAAAAGCAGAACAAAAUCUGACUCUGGGAAGAACUGCUCUUGAGGGGGUGGCCUUAUUGCACAGGUCACCAUCACUGCAAAUAUGCACAAUAAAGGCCUGAGCCACAGUUUCUUCAUAUGUGGCAGCCAAAGCUUAACUUUGACUAUGUCACUGCAAAUGUUGGGUAUAGUAAGACUAGAUAAAGUUAGUAGUGGCUAUGAUGAUACUGAAUCAAGUAUUCCCUUUUUUUCUUUCCCUUUACAGAAAGUCACUGAAGGGCAGCAGGAGAAACUGGAGAGACAACAUUGGGCCAUGACAAAGCUCCAGCGCCACCAGGAGCAUAUCCUACGCUUUGCCAAUUGGGCCCUGGAAAGCGACAACAACACUGCCUUGCUGCUUUCGAAGAAACUGGUGAGAUCUCUGGUGCUCCUUUCCCACAUGCCCAUGCAGGACUUGUUGAGAGCUUUCAAGCUGUUACUUGGCACUUCUCAAAUGUUUGAUAUUUGCUUCAUGUUUGAGGUUAAUCCACCUAUCGGCUUUUGCAUUUUGGUUAAAGGAAAAGAUGUAUUAAAAAAACAGAAUUCUCUGGGUGCCUAGAUCCAGGUUUGGGACAAGUACUCUUUGGUGAGAGAACCCCAGCAGAGAUUUAAAAUCUCAAAAGAUGCAGCAAAGCAAAGCAAAGUGUGGAAUACAGCCUGUUAGAGCUUUAAAAUAGCCCCUUCUAAGUUACUUCCAAAGUUCCCCACUUCCCUUAGCAUAGUAAAAGAUUAUACAUUUUGUAGUUAAAUAAGGUAUACAGUGGAACCUUGGAAGCCGAACACCUUUGAACUCGAAUAUUUCGGCUCCCGAACGAUCGAAAAACCGGAAGUGAUUGUUCCGGUUUUUGAACGGUUUUCAAAAGCCGAACUUCCACUCCUGCAGCCAAUUGGAAGCUGCGCCCGGAACAGAUUAAAUUCGAAAACCAAGGUUGACUGUAAUUACAAACUCUUCAAAGGUCGGAGUCAUGUGCUUUUCCACCCAGCUGUUAAACAGGCAGUGAAGCUUAGGUUCCAUAGUGGUAAGUGUUUCUAAAUUAUUUGUACAGAAACACAAAGGUGGCUUUGUAAGAAAGCCAUGUGGUUUGGGCCUGGAGCAACCAGCGCAGACCUCCUUCCUGGUAGGGCUCACAUGGUGGAAUGGUAGAACAAAGGCAUGAAACCCUUCUUUCCAAGGUGAGGGGAAGUGACUUAGCUAAGCCAGGCAGGACAGCCCACUCUUAUGAUCUUAAUGCCUUUAAUGCAUUAAUUAAAUUCAAGCUGGUUGGUUAUAUGAAGGUGGCUAUCCCAUUCAAUCAGCUGGGAUUAAGUUUUCUGUUUUACAAUUUAAAAUACUCUUACUGCAUCCUUAAGAUAUCAAUGACUUACCUUCUUCUCUUUCCAUGGUUCAUUUCACAUAUAAACCCCUGCAUAUUUUUUUAAAAAAAACAUACCAUUCAGCAUUCCAUUACUGCAUCCAUCAAAACUUCUUUACCCUGUUGAAUUUAUCUUAAUGCUGCCAGCGUUUUCAGCUGUACAGUUAUUUCCCAAAUAGUCAAUAAAUGUUUUCCAAUCUUCUUUAAACGUAUGUUCUCCUUAUUCUAUAUGUUAAGUCUGUGAGCUGUGCACAACACAACCCAUGCUGUAAUUUGAGCCCUUUAAUACAUAAAGUUAGGUACCUAAGCUGCUCAGUAGCACUGAUAAGGAAGUCUUAUCACAAGGAACUCUUUCCUCACUAAUGGAAUUGACCCAUUAACUGCAUUCUUUAACAAACCUGCCAUGGUUCUCUGCGGUUUGCAUUAAAAUCUCUGCCCUUUUUGCCACACCGUAUGGGUAUCCAUUCUGGGUACCCAAAGACAGUGCAGAAGGGUAUUGACUGACCAGCUAGACUGUACUAUAUUGAUGGUAGUGAAUGAGCUUUUAAUGGUUUCCCUUUGGUACAAUUAAGCUUGCUUCUCUUUCUCUCACACACUCCCCACACCCUUCUGCUUCAGAUUUACUUCCAGCUGCACAGGGCUCUCAAAAUGAUCGUCGAUCCUGUGGAGCCCCAUGGAGACAUGAAAUUCCAGUGGGACUUAAAUGCUUGGACCAAGAGCGCAGAGACAUUUGGUGAGAAACUGACUACUGGAAUUAUUUCAUUUAUUAAUAAGAUUGUAGUUCACGUUUUUGGACAUACACUCCACCCAUGAAAUCAAUAAAAUACAGCAGAGCAGGGCAACGUGGUGACCCCCCCCCCCAGGUGUUGCACCCAGCAGUUGUAGCUCAGAACAUCUGGAGUGAGCCAUGUUUAUUACCCUGCAGUAUAACAUUCCAAAACUUCUGUAAAAGCAAUUAAGAACAUGAAAAACUGGCUUUAUUUGUUACCAUUUUAAAAGAACAGUGCUUCCCAUUCAAGUAAUUUAUGCUUUUAAGAGAAGGGAUGGAGGCAUUAGCAUGGGAUCGUGCUGUCCUAUGCAUUCAGUGAAAUCUAGGAUAACAACUUCUGUUUGAAAUAAUUUUAGAUCUCUAUUUUACAUUUCAAACAGAGUCUUGGAUUUUAUUUAUGGUAAGCAGUAUACAAUCAAGUAACUAAAAUAAAUACUAAACUUCUUUCCCAUUUCAAGGGGGUGACUUGACUGGAAAAGAAAGUAAUGCACCGGUUAAUUCUCCCCCCCCCCUUCUUCCAGGGAACCAGAUUUCUGAGACCCCAAACUCUUGGGUGUAGUCAGUCAGCACCCUUUUUGUGCAUGGCUUCUCUGAACUGGGACUUCCUGGACUUAGAAGAACUUGCUUCUGUUGUCUGUCCUUCUCUUUAGCUACUCCAUAGACUUCCUUCACACUGAUGGUACAAUGGUAAUGCUGGGUGAUGUGCAAUAAGGCCACAAAGGAAGGUGGGAAAACCAUACAAAGCACAGUGCUGUCCCAAACGUCUUGCAGAUAUCUGUGUUUUCAAGAUAAAAAUCUACUAAUGAAAUGUGUCUCUGUCUGUCAGAGAGACAAGAGAACAGAAAAUUCUUAAGUGCCUCUUUGGCAUUCAAUAGGUGAUAAGGUUUACAUGACCUAAUGUACAGUACUGCCGACCAACCUGCCCAGGGAUAACAACAUCUGGAUGUGGCUCUCUUGAGCUGUUCUGUGCCAGCUCUCCGGCUUCUGUGCCUGGAUGCUUUGCUUGCCUGCAUCACUGUUCCGGCCCUACCUCAUUGUGACAAUUUUUACAUUCUUGCAUCGAGACAAGUGUAACAAAUGCCAGCCCUUGAGAGACAUAACCUACCUUUUCUACCCCACCAUCCCUCCCCUAGGUCAGAUAGUCUCGGAGCGGAGUGGCUUGCUGGCGACCCCUAAUGCCCAGACUCCCCAACAGCGGGCCAAUGCUACCUCUGCUGCAUCUGGAGGAGUGGCAGUCAGGCAGGGCUCUGUUCCUCCUUCUCAGGUACCGGCUCUCCUUUGUACCAGUUCUGUCUCCCCGUGAUUGCCUGUCUCUGUAGAUCCAGCAACCCUUGGCUGGUUGGUCCACCUGCAUCCUGGGAGUGCCUGUCUCAGUGGCGGGGAGGUGCAUUUUAUGCAUGAAGCUGUCACAGUAACAACACACCAUGCGUCAUCAGUCGUGUGCCUUCUACAAGUAGAUAGUACGUUGCUGCAUGCCUUGGGCUAGCCUGCCGGGGCCCCCAUAGUGGUCGAUGGUCCAUGAAAUGCUCCAUAUCCAUUGGCUUAACGUGCAGUAACAGGCUUCCUGGUCCACCUUUCCAUGUAGGGUGUCCAGCAGAUGUCUCUGCAGACAAGCAUAUUGAAUAAGGGAGCUCUGCUUCAGCCUGUGCUGCCUUCCAACAGCCAGCGGCAGGCAAUCCCCGACUGCUAUAUCAAUGAUGCUAGUGCCUCUUCUGCUGGACAGGUGAGCAGGGAAGGAUGAGGAAGAAAGGGUCUCUAGAAUGGAGGAGGGCGCCUUUCCUGGCACUGCUUACAGGAGAUGGAAUGUGUCUUUGUGGGUGCUGAUUUCUCCCAAGGUGUGCCUUUCAGUUGUAAGCCUGCAGUCGAGGGCCACUGUCUUGCGCAGGACCUGUAACAAGUAAUGUAUCUUGAUGGAAAGUGGUGAGGAAGCAGCUUAAGGCUCGUGUUGGGUCUCUCCCUUGACUUUUUGCUCUGUUCUUUUGCAGCCAAUGGACAUGGGUGACGGCUUUGGCGUAGGUAAGAAGCAUGAAGGGAGCUGAAGGGGUUUCAGUGGAAGGGCAGGUAAAAGCUUUAAGGGCAGGCUGAGGAGCCUGUGGCCAUCCAGAUUUUGCAACCUCCAUGAGCUUUGUUUCGUUGUCUGGGAUAAUGGAGGUUGUGGUUUUAACAGCUUCUGGAGAGCCACAGGUUUCUGAUCUCUGCGUUAAGGGGUCCUUUCACUUCUAAGAUUUAGAAGGAACAUCAGGGUGGGGGUGAGGGGUUAAAUUAGGCAUCGGGCAGUCCCAUGGAUUAUGACAGAUUUGUUCUGCAUUUGGGCCAAGGAGGGCUGAUGGGAUCCAAUUUGGGAUGACUGUCUUUUGACACUUGUUUUCCCUUACUACAACAGAAGGAUCAUACUCUGGUGAAGCCAAUGUUUCUGGAAUGAAGAGGUAAGUGCAUUCUUUUUUUAUGUGCUGCCAUGUCUUCCUGGGGCGCUUGGGCCCCAUUCUGCAGUAGUUGACUUCCAAACCACACUCCCAUCUUCUCUAUUCUCAUACACGUGUGCUAUUUCAGAAUCUGGUGCAUUGUUGAGUGCUAAGAAUCUGCCUGCUCCAAAGGAAAAAGAUCUUGGCCAUGGAUUUGUAGAUUUGUAGGCUACUUUGAAAAAGUGGAGUGGUAACUUACCUAAAAUAUAGAGAUACUCUAUUCACUACCUCUUGACAGUAAAUGUAUGAGAUAGUUAUUGAAGGGCAGCAGCAUGCAGUUGCUGGGUAACUCUUUCCACCCCCCCCCCCCCCGAUCGCAAAAUGCCUGGAACAAGAAUUAUUCCUGCAUGAAAGUAUAACCUUAGGAGUUCUUCAGAAUACGACCUGAAUAACCUUUUGUUGUCGAACUAAAACUGAACCAGCAAGCAUCCUUGUCUGCAAGAGGUAAUAGGUAUUAAAACUGGUUGUGUUGCUGGACUGGAAUUCUUGGUGCAAACGAGAAUUUUAUUUUGCCCAUCCAUGUGACACAUUCCAAUCAAAUUUCCAAGCAGAUGGAAAGCUUGAGAGUUGCCAUGUUCUGGGAGCUCAGGUCUGAUCAUUAGGAAGUGCAUUUUGCCUUGAGCUGGACUAGAUAGAAGGCUGCUGUCUACUCAUUAAGCAUAUAAAACCAGUUCCAUCCUAGUUAACACUACAACAGCUGAAUGGGGUUGUACUCUUGCAGGAGUGUCAUUGAAUAGGUGUGUUGAAAGGGUGGUAUCGGUGGGAGACUUUCUUUUCCUACCAGGUAUUGCAGACUUCAGCUAGACCUUUGUAAUUUCUGAGGUUUAACAUACACGAUUUUCAACUUUAAAUCUAAGGCAAGAGGGCCUAGGACCUUAAAUUUCCUAGACUUUACUGUGUAUACAUGAAGGCCAGGCCUGCAGUUCCUAGCAUGGGUUUCCUACUAUGCUUCAGGUCCCGCGGCCAAGAUGGAGAGGGUGGCACCGUGCGCAAGGUGCCUCGUGUCAGUCUGGAGCGGCUGGAUGUGGACCUGACAUCGGACAACCAGCCACCUGUCUUCAAGGUGUUUCCUGGCUCUUCCACUGAAGACUUCAAUCUCAUUGUGAUCGAACGUGGGGUUCAGCAAGCUGCAGCUGCGGCAGCUGCCGCCGCCCAUUUAGCAGGGCUGCCGGCAGCAGUGAAGGUCAGCGUUGCCCCUUUAGCAUAGAUCUGGGUGGGGUGGUGAGUAUUGCUAGCUGCAUGUAGCGAUCCUGCUCACCUGUGAAUACCACCCACUUUUAAAACCACCAUCGCCUCCUGUUCAGUCCAUAAGGAGUUCCAAGUUUUGUACACAGUCAAGCAAAGUAAGUCCGUCCCGCCCACCACUGCUGAAAGUGUGGGCCAGAGCAUGCUGCUGCAGUGCCCAAGGGGUUGAAGUGUGCCUGGAUGAAUUUGACCAGUGAAGCAGGGAUGCCUGCUGCAGAUUGUCCCAUCUGUAUUCAUCCUCUCCCUCCAGCCAAUAUGACAAGGAAAUCUACUUGGGCAUCUUCGGUCUGCGUUAAAGCUGAAAGACGUAAGGAGCUCCUAGAAUAUCAUCAGUGUCCAGAAAAUAGCGCAGUCUUCUGACCCUUUGUCAUCUAGGCAGUGGGGAGGCUGGAUAAUAGGAGGACAGGUUUAACUGGCCUGUCCCGGGCAGCUGCAAGGUGGAUACCCGUCCAUCGUUCUAGGAGCUGUUCAAGGAAAAACCAGUGUGCUUUUUGAGUUGAAGAAUACUUGUGUGCUCCCCCCCAAUUUUAAUGAAGGGAGUAAAUUCCUGUGCGGUGUUGGUCUAGCCCAGGCAUAGGCAUACUCAGCCCUCCAGAUGUUUUUGAGACCACAAUUCCCAUCAUCCCUGACCAGUGGUCCUGUUAGCUAGGGAUGAUGGGAGUUGUAGUCCCAAAAUAUCUGGAGGGCCGAGUUUGCCUAUGCCUGGUCUAGCCCAAUAUUGACAAUGUGGACAUGAUCUCUGGGAUGUCUCCUGCAUCUAAUAAAAAUAGGUUUGAAAUAUAUAUAUAUAUAUAUAUAAUCAGUUUUCAUUUUUUCCAUUAUGUCAGUUAUACAUUUUUAGAUGUAUGUUCAGAAAUAUUUCUAAAACAUGAGACUAUUGCAUAAUCUGCAUCACUAAAUUCAUCCCAGCUGGUUUGUACGAGCAGAUUUAUUUCACCCUGUUCCCUAAUAAUGAGGGGGUGUUCUUUAUUCUUUGUACUGCUUUCCCUGUGCAUUUUCUCAUUGUGCUUCUGUCCUGACUCCCUCUUUGUCCUCCUUCCUCCAGGAGGAGCAGAUGGAGGCAGCUAUUGACCUCCCAGCUUCUGUUGACGCUAAAGACACUAAGCCAGUGGUGCUGCCCCAGGAUGCUUUGCUUCCAGAAGGCUCCUUAGCACCCCGGCUCAUCUCCCCCAGUGGCAGCACCAGCUCUGCUAUGGAAAUGCAGUCAGUUCACAGCCAUGAUGGCACUGCCAAUGGGGACGAAGCUGCUUCCUGCAGAGUCUGCAUGAAAGCUGGUGCUGUAGUCAUGUGUGAUGGCUGCAAGAAGUGCUACCACCUGGAUUGUCACCUGCCUGCUCUCCUGGAAAUCCCCAGGUAUGGGCUUCCCUAUUCCUGAAUGUCAUCUCGUGCAUCUUGGUGUUCCUCCUGCUGGCUCUGGAGGAGAAGACAGGGCUUGUAAGUCAGGAAUGGUGGUAGUGGCACAAGCAGCAAGCCUUAUGAAGAUGACUCUGCCCAAUUUUCUAUUCUUGUAGCGCUGCAGAAGGGAAGUCCUUCAGCAAAACACUUGAGUGCUCAGAAGACAUGGAAAUAGAUGCUUCCCCCUUUGGAAAUCAUCAAGAUGAAUUUUCCUUUCUCUGUGUUAUAUAAUCUGCAGUUAAUGCAGACUUAGUGUAUGUGGGAACAUUCCUUUGCUGGAGGGCCACAGGUUCCCCACCACAAUUCUAGGAGGUGUUUGAAUAGUAGACUUCUUCCUAAGCCAUCCACAGCUAAUCUUUGCAAACGUGUGGUGGGGAGUGCAUGAGGACUAUCUAGAUGAUGGAAUGGAACCUUAAAUCUCUGCACAGAGACGCUUGUAGAAACGAAAGGGUGAAGCCUGUAGGCAGCUCUGAUCUCUUAACUUCUCCACUUCAAAGGUAAUGGAUCUGCAGUGACCAGCCAAAUGGAAAUAAAUACCUAGCACCCUUUCAGGAUUAAAAAUAAAAAUAAAAAAAUUGUGAGGAAUGGAACCUGCUAAUAAGCCAUCUUAAAAGUAGCAAGAAUGGAAAGGAAAUCACAAAAUAAAAAUUCCAACUGCAAGUUGUCAGGAUUUCUCCCUAGCUGUACUGUAGUGGUGGCCAACCUUGGAACAAUACCUCUCUCUCACUUUGCCCCUGCAGCCAGGAAUGGAAGUGUCUGUUGUGUGAGCAGCCAGUGAGAUCCAUUGAAGAGGAUGGGACCGACUUGACUCCAGUCUCCAUAGAUGGGGAGGUGAAGAUACUGUCAGCUGCUGACCAGCAGGUACUAGUCUGCCUUGUCUUGAGAAGAAAAGCAGCUUGCUCUGGCUGAUGGUGUGGGCAGAGCUGGCUUGGGGCUUUGGAGAGCUGAAUGCUUCGUUUGGGGUUGACCUGACCUUUAAAGCAGACAAGGUGUGGAGCACAUAUAAUUAUAACAGCAUCCAAUCCCAGGAAUGGGUUAGGAUGUCCAUGUCACAUCGUCCCUGACCAUUGGUUUUGCUGGCUGAGACAAGUUCAACAUCAUCUGGAGGGCGUCGCCUUGGCUAACCCUGAGUUAAACCCCUCCUUACCUGGGAGUAAGGCCCACUGAACUCAGUGCGGCUUUCUUCUGAGUAGACAGUAGAUGCAAGUCAGCAGCACCAGGCGGCCCUGGUCGGCUAGGCGCUGGGGUGGAUUCCACCCUGCAGUGUCAGGCCCAGGCUGCCACCAGGCCCAGAACCGGCAGCAGCAACAAGCAGCUGUGGCUCGCUCCCAGUCCUACCCGUUGCCAUCCCACCACUGCACUUGCCUGACCUGGGGGUUCUGGAUUGCAGGCUCUACUGGUCAAAUGGGCCCACUCUCUUACCCAGUUGUGAUUGGCCAAGCGGCUAGCCAGCCAAUCAGGCUUUUUUUAUUUAAAAAAUUCCCCCUUCACUUCUCAUUUCACUCUGUGGCUCCCUAACCUCAUGGUGUGCCCCCCCCCCCAUUUACACAGUUUUCACCCGGGAGCCCCAGGGGGGCUAUAUGGACCAUCCUUCCCCAGUAUGGCACCUUUUGGCAGCAGCUCCUGUCAGCCUGCAUGACCCAGUGUUCAUAAUAACAAUAAUAAUUUAUUAUUUAUACCCUGCCCAUCUGGCUUGGCUUCCCCAGUCACUCUGGGCAGCUUCCAAAAAAAUAUAUUAAAAUACUGUAAUACAUCAAACAUUAAAAGCUUCCCUAAACAGUGGUGAUUAUAGAAAUACGAUCUGAAACAGGUUGAGGUCAGCUAGUCCUGGACCCUGCCAGGGCUAGGGCUACAGUGAGCUGCAUGGAGGUAUGAAAGGGUGGGCAAAGCAGCACAGUACUAGUCUUCCAAUAUGGACCUGAUUUAGGCAGCUGAUUCCUGGAUGUCACAAAGCACUGAAAUUAUAAUGGAGAGGACUUGACAAUAAACCUACACAUCCAUGUAUCUUGCAGGCUUCUGAUUUGCAGCUUAGUCACCUUAACUCCAUUUGCCACUAACCACCUUCUCUGUUUUGUCUCCCACAGAGAUGUGAGCAGGUUCUCCUUGAGUUACUGUGUUAUGAGCCAUGCAGGCCUCUCCACCGACUCUCCAAUACCAUAGUGAGUCUGUCAUAUGUGAUGUAAGGGGAAUGUUGAAUAUCUAAUCAACGCAACGGUGCUUCAUUUAGUUGUAAAAUGUUAACACGUUUAUGGCAAGUAUUAUCCCUUCUCCUUUUGUCCCCCCACCUCCAAAGUAUUGGAGUGGUUUUAUGGAUUUAAAUGCAAUUGGUGUCCUGUUCUUUCUCAACUCUCAGCCACCCAUUUCCUUCCAUGGAGAAGGGUAUUUUGUAAUACAGGAGGAGCUAAUGUGGCCUCUGGAAGCUGUGGACUGCAAUUCCCAUCAUCCCCAGCCAGCUUGGCCAAUGAUAAGGGAUCAUGGGAGCAACAGGAGGGCACCAUGUUGGCAACCCUUGCUCUUAAUGGUGUUGCUCCUCCCAUUUGCUCUAAUAGGCAGACCUCCAAAUAACCCUGGUAACCCCCCCCUUCACUCCUGCUUAGCUCCAAGGACACAUUAGUGGAGUUCUGCCAACUUUUCCGUUUGCCUAUUUCUAUCCUCUUCAGAGGCUGGAAGAGAGAACCAGUUUAAAAAAACAAAACCCAGAAGGGGUUACUUGAAUGGUUUAAAAGGCCUACAAAUGCUGUGGCUGUAUUGCUUCCCAAUUCAGGCAGGGAAAACACAGUAUUGCAUUAUCUUGGGAAUGUUUGGAGGAUCCCUUUGAAAAAGGAUGGGGCAGAGGAAUUCCCACCUGCUCUUAGGUAGCCAUUCACAUAACAGCAGGAGCACUCUUCCCAAAAUGCCACUAUUUGCAUUGCAAGCUUGCUGGAUGUCUUGUGGACUUCUUAAACCAUGUACCUGUGAUAGCGUGAGAGGUGCUGGAAGCACCUCGUCAAGACAGCUUGGUUUUUAUUCCUGUCUCCUUCUGUACUGCAGGAGGGGCAGAACACCAUUGACUUGACCUUGAUCAGAGCCAAGCUGCAGCGGAAGCUCUCGCCACCCUAUGGCUCUCCUGAUGAGUUUGCAGAUGAUGUCUGGAAGAUGUUCAGGCAGUUUAAUAAGCUGACAGAGGUAAGGCUUCCUCUUGCUCAAAAGGGCAGAAGGACGACAGGUUUAAGGGGGCUAGAAUGGGGGCUGGGGGGUGGAAACAGCUGCAACAUUUCCAACCAACCAACCAACCAACCUGCUACAGGACUACCCCUAGAUAUGUAGAAUGUAUAGAUGUGCCGUGUUUGAAUCUGGGGUGGGUUUUUAUUUGCUUACCAAUGAUAUUAAUUACUGUUUGAAUGUUUCUAAAUAACUUUUUAAUGGCAGUUUCAUUGUUUUACUAUCUUUGUAAAUGGCUGUGAAGUUUUUUUAACAGUCAAGCAGUACAGUGGUGCCUCGCAAGACGAAAUUAAUUCGUUCUGCGAGUUUUUUCGUCUUGCGAAGCACGGUUUCCCAAAGUCUUCAAAAUCACCAAAGUCUUCAAAAACCUCAAAAAAGGCUACCACACCGCGUGCUAUGAGUUGCUCCUCGAAGUCACCCUGGGUAUUAACGGUUUUAAGAAAAAGGAAACAAACUUGCAAGACAUUUUCGUUUUUUUUGUUUUUCGUCUUGCAAAGCAAGCCCAUAGGGAAAUUCAUCUUGCGAAGCAACUCAAAAAACGAAAAACUCUUUCGUCUUGCACGUUUUUCAUCUUGCGAGGCAUUCGUCUUGCGAGGUAACCACUGUAUAUAAAUAUUGUGACCUAUAUAAACUUUGUAAAUACUUGACUCUUCUCCCCCUCCCCCCUUUCCCUAUUAAUAGUUUAUAUAUUUCCUUUGGAAAUAUAUCCUUGGGUCCCCAAAUUUAGGGUUCCCCAAGCCAAAUACAGAUGGCCUGUGGUUUAUCUGGAUUUGUGGUUGAAGAUGGGAGUUGGCACAUCCACCACAUCCGAAUAUUUGUACUGCUACUCAGUUAUAUUCUUACUGCUUUUUUAUUUGUUAUAUUGCUGUAACAGCUCCAUAGAAUUCCAAUUGUAAUAACAGGCAGGGGGGAAAAAACAAUUAAGGGGUCUGCCAAGACCAUCAGCAAUUUUCAGGUGGUUGGGGUGGGGUGUUGAAUGUUUGGGAAUCAUUGAUAUUUACUGAGUAUAACAAAGACAAGGGAACCUUUGCAGUUCUCUACUUAGUGUUAACACUUCCUGCAAAUGUUUUGGUUAAUAUAAAAAACCUGUUUUACAGGUUCAUUAGUGCCCCUUAUUUAACAUAGAUAGAAUAUUUAUUAGGUUUCUUACCUGCUCUUCACUAUGAGGUAUUGGGUUACAGGUGACACCAAUUUAAUAACGCGUUAUUUAACACCAGUUAAAACUAAGUGCAGUCAUUGGAAUAGGAUGAGUUCUAAAUGGGCCAGCUCCUUUCUGCCCUUAACGUAAGUUGAACACUAUUUCUUCUGCACACACACACAGGGCUGUGCCUGGUUGUGUUCACAGGUUGAAUUGAGCCUGUUGGCUGACAACAUUGGGCAUCUAAAUCUGUCAGCAGCCUAACACUGAAUAGUUCAGGCAACAGCACGGCUGUAUGUAAUCCUGGGUGGAUUCCCUCAUGUGGCUUGUAUUUGGAGGAUAAUGAGCACUCUUGCCUGCUGCAUUCCCCAGCUAGUGUGUCAAGUGGGCAGUAAAUAUCCCUGAUGUCUCACUUUUGAGUGCUCGCUUGCUUUGCCCACACACUGGUUUUUUUGUCUCAUCAGGAUAAGGAGGAUGUCCAGUCCAUCAUUGGGCUGCAGCGCUUCUUUGAGGCCAAGCUGAGCGCUGCCUUUGGCGACCGGAAGUUCUCGGCACUCCGCGACCCCAUCAAUGUGGAUGAGCCGCAGGAAAGUGGCCUUCUCCCUGUCCGUGGCUCCCCAGCCACCGACCUUGGUGAGGCCACCUCUUCUAAGCCUGAUGGGAGCGGUGAGGACGAGGGAAUGGCCACCUAA
Molecule: messenger RNA, 30132 nt
Organism: Podarcis lilfordi (Lilford's wall lizard)
Lineage: Eukaryota; Metazoa; Chordata; Lepidosauria; Squamata; Lacertidae
Source: the annotation of a GenBank genome assembly